Pantherophis guttatus is the source of this 5237-nucleotide messenger RNA. RefSeq names its product proline rich 35 (gene PRR35). NCBI's taxonomy places the organism in Eukaryota, Metazoa, Chordata, Lepidosauria, Squamata, Colubridae. The record is from RefSeq and is a predicted model, not a curated record.
AGGAUACCUCCGUGCCCGUCAAUAUACACCUCCUGCCUGCCUCAUCUCGGAGGCUUCUCAGGCGGCACAGACAAUACCAGGCAGCGCAGCGGGAGGGCAGAGGUCCCGUUUCAGAGAGUAAGUGGAAAAGAUCAGAGCAAACUGGGAAGAAGCGGUGAAUGCCUGGUGCCCAGCAACGGAUCCCCUUGGUGUUUGGGUCGGUUGAAAGCAGCCAUGUCAAAGGAUGAAGCAGGCUGUAAGCUGGCUCCGGUCUACAAGCACAAGGAGCGCAAACCUAAGAAGCCCCAUUACAUCCCCCGUCCCUGGGGGAAACCGUAUAAUUACAAGUGCUUCCAGUGCCCAUUCACUUGCAUGGAGAAAUCGCAUCUCUACAACCACAUGAAGUACAGCCUCUGUAAGAAUUCCUUGUCUCUGCUAAUCGAAUCGGAUUGGCCUUACAAGAAAGGGGGCCUCCUCCAUCCAGAACUCCGGCUCUUGCAAGCCACAGAGACAUCUCGGAUCCGGGGGAGGCAGGAGGAAUCCGAGACCUACGACACGAUGGGGAUGGAGGCCACUCACUCCAAACAUGAAGCAGACCGAGAUGGUGGAGAAGGCAAGACGACAGAAGACACGGCCGCUUUGGAAAGUAUGAGCGACGAAACCAACCAGUUCCAAGAAGAGGAGGAGGAGGAGGAGGAGGAGGUGGAAGAAGAAGAGUUAUCUAGAUUCUUGCAGGAGGUAGACACAGCUGAGAAGAAGGAGAUGGUCAAGGGGACCCUCUCCGCCGGGGAGACCACCGAACCCAAUGUCAACACCCUUCUUUUUCAGCUGAAAAACAAGCAGGACAAGGCCUCUAAAGACCCCACUCCUGACUUCAUCAUCACGGAUGUUUUCUCCUUGAAGAAACACAUGGCCAAAGGAAAGGAGAUGCCCUCCAUGGAGUUGGACCCCAAACCAAAGCAUUGCAAAAUGCCCUCCAAAUGUUCAGGAAGCGGCGGGGUCUUCAUGGAGCAAUGGAAGCUGGUGGCCAACGGGCAACGGAGAAGCACCACUGGGGUUCUGACUCCAUGCACCGACAGCAACGUCAUCCCUUGUUACCCUCCUCCAGCUUACGGGGACUUCCAUGAAUCACAAGGCCUCAACUUCUCUCUGCUGGGGAUCAACUACCCGCUGGCUCCCAACCUGUUCUCCUAUUUCAGCCCUUCAGUGACCAGUGGGGCCGCUUCCCAUUCCCACUUGGCCCAAUUCCCUUUCCUGGCCUCCACUGCCCAGCUGAUGCAUCCCCAUUCGGCUCAUUUACAACCCUUGCAGAUCCCCGAGAGGUCCACUUUCCUCCCACGCUUCUACUACCCUCUGCUUUUUGAGCAUUCCUUCACUUCAGCAGAAAACAAGAUGGCCACUGCCAAGCCAGAUACUCAACAACUGCCUGCCACGGCCGUACCUGCUCCCCUCCAGCCCCAGACUCCCACGGACCCCUCAAAGGGAGGUGUGUUGAAAGUCCCGGUGCUGAAGACCGGCCUUCCUUGGGCAAAAGGUUUCCGUGAAGAGUCUCUUCCUGAGCAGGGCCACAAAAGAUUGCUACUGCAGGAGGAAGAGAAGAAAUGGCUGAUCCAUGAAAGGGAAAGCUAUUCCUUGCUGGCCGCUGGCCAUCUCUGCAGGAAGUCAUCUCCUGAGGCUUACCAAGAUCUGCUGGGCAUCAAAGAGGGGGCUGCUGUUCUCCCCAACAGCCUCAAAAAAACAGAGAUCCAUGGAGCUGCUGGUUUGGACAAUGGUGGGGUCACCCCAAGUAACCUGAAGAGGAAGUUUGCAAAGAGCGCCCUUGACUUGACAAGCCCCGAUAUGACAAUAUCAGAAAAAGAGACCUAUCCACCCAGCAGUGGUUUGCAAGUUACACCGAUGCGAGCUUCAAAGAUCAUGGACCACUGGCAGGUAGAACUUCAUGACUACCUCUCUGAAGGCCAGGAGAAAACUGGGAGCUCUGAGAUAAUUACAGCUUCAGACCAGCCCUUUUUAAAGCCAAGCAAUGAUCAAGCCAUAACUGUUGGUCGAAGGGACCAAGAGAUGACAACAGUGCUCAUUGAGGAUUUGUCAAAAACCUUAGAAGAGUACCAGGAGGUGGAGAAGAAGCUCUCACAUUUGGCAAAAGAGGAUACUCCCGCCCAGAAGCAACUUAGAGACCAGUUGGUCAAAAUCCGGCAGGAACUUUUCCAUAUCCACCAGGCAUUAGAGAAGGCAAACAAAUUCAGUGAAGGUCCUUUGGAUCUCUCGGUGAAAAGAUCUUCAAAGAAUCCAGAGAAAGGACACCAAGACAAGAAAGAGUCCAAGGUUGGCAUCCAGGGAGAGAAAGUCCAAGGCAAAGACCUGGGUUCCACCAAAAAAUGUUUGGAGGUGAGUGAAGCUGAUCUAGAAAAGGUAUCUGAUUGUUUCCUUGAGACACAAAACAAAACCAUUGACUUGCUGAUCAAGAUGAGCCAUUCCAAGAACAUCCAAAAUUCCUCUUCUGAAACCCACCUGGGAGCUGUAAUCAAAGCUGAAGUGCUUCCCCUCAACGUCCCACUAGAAUUUAGGCACGUCAUGGAACCUUACUACAGUCAUACUACCAAAUGUGAGGCAGAUUCCAGUGUCCUGCUCUGCAACGAUGGAAGGUCCAGUGGCAACCAAGCCCCACCACUUUCCAUGACUGAAGAAACUCCACUAGGAUGUCGGGCAAUUCCAUGUUCUUUGUCCUGUAAUUUGACCAGUGAGACCGGUGAGGUGUAGAGUCCAAAACUUCACGCUUGCCCUUUGAGCCCAAAGAAACGAGACAGUUCAAAUCUGGAAAGCCUUCUGGUCUGUCACUAUCGUGUUUGGAACUUUGAGGACCCAGAUGGGUUUGUAAAGCAUUUCUCAUCCACCGUUUUAUGAAUGACGUGCAAUUCGGCAAUGUCUGUUUCUCCAUUAACAUUUCUGAUUGCCUCCCCAGACUGCAGACCAGGACAAGGUGAGCUGGGUGGGAAGAGAGAGUAAGGGAGAGGGGACAUUGUUUUUUUCAGAAGGACAGGUGCCUUUGCAUUUUAGAAGAUCAAAUCCAAUCUUCCCUGGCCAGUUGAUGCAUUCAUCAUCAUCUUUUAAUGACACCAUAAUCCCUGGCGGGGUGCAGUCUGGGCAACUGAAUAGAGCUAGCAGAGUGUUUGAAUGGCUGGAUGCUCUUCCUGUCACCAAUGCGGAGUUUUGUUCAGCAGAUAUAUUCUCAGUGUGCCCAGAGAGAAAAAUAUCUGCCUCCACCUAGGAUCGAACUCACAGCCUCCUGAUUGUGAGGCGAGAGCUCUACCUCUAGGCUACUGCACCACCCUUUGAGAAAGAUGCAUUGUCUGAUCUCUUUGGGAUCAAGCAGAGUUGUUUCUGGAUAGCCUUCCUUUUCCCAAGAAUCCAGUGUCGACGAUAGUCCCUCUGACCCAAAUAAAAACAGCUGCAGGAUAAUUCAGCAGAAAACAAAUGAAGAACAUGCAUGAGAAAUCACGUUUUUUUUCCAGAACCCACUACGUUCCUGAACAGUUGUCCAGAUUCUUCUAAAGGGAUCUCCUUCCUAGCUCCUGCUUGAGUUUAAAUUCUUCUUUUGAUUGAAAUCCUUCCUCCAGAAUUUUCACCGUAUAAAAUUGUCUCCGUAGCGAACAGUGAUGGGGAAACCAUUUUUAUUUUUUUGCCUGAAGCUUUGUUGAGGCUAGCGGAGCACACUUCUGAGCAAAUACGAAGACUUUUCUCCUUCCUGACAAGCUUUUUACGUGAGAGGUCAUCUUCUGGACGUUGCAGAUUGAUUUAAUCAUCCCUGCCUCCAGGCACAAUCGUGCUGGCCUUUUCACGGUGGAGUUAGACCUAUUCCAAGGAAAACCUCUGCCCUCAAAUUAGAGUAGACUUCUCAAAAGUUUGAGAGGACAAUUAAAUGGGACCUCGUCACACGUUUCAUCUUCUCUAAGAAAAGAUGAUUACAGAAAAGGAAGCAAAGGUUUCUCAGAGACUAUUGGGGAACUGGUUGACCUGCUAGCUUUCUAGCUAGGCACUGGUAAGACCGUUUCCUGAAAUCACGGGUUCCCUGUGCUCUUUGAUAUUGCAAAAUAGCAAACAUUGCAAAAUAUUUCCUUGCUAGAAGCUGUUCUGAUCUAGGCUUCCUUAGAAAGCAUGAAGCAAAGUCUUAGUCCCACAAAACCUCUUUUAUUUAUACCACUGUAAAUUACUUUCAUUUACAGUCCGGCAAGGCUUGAUAAACAGUCUUUCAGAGGAAGGUUAUCAAUACCCACCUAUCUCACGUGGAACGCUGCCAGAGAGCUUUUAUGUCUUAUGGGAGGGGCCAAUCAUCUCCAAGCCUUACUCCCAAGUUGACCCUGUUUUCUUAAUUGUUCUUGUCAUCUGGCAGCUCUGCGCAUGCGCACACUGGGAACAGGCUCCUGCUGUUCUUCUGCCUCACUGAGGUCAGACUCUAGAGGCUGCACAUGACUAUCAGAUCGCCUUGGCCCCUUCUCUGCCUCUGAUGCAGAGCCCUUGUUCAAGCUUACCUCAGUCCCCAGGACUGGUCCACGUUCCUCCCCAACCUCCUCACUGUCCGACUCUGCUGCCAGCUCUGGGGGCGGGGGCGGUGAUCAGGGUGAAUCACCAUGAAGCUGGAGCCUCUGGAGCAAGCAAUAUGCAGGAAGAAAGAUUUGGACAGAGUGUUGGUGCUGGGUGAGUGAUUGGCCACUCAUAGGCAAUAAAAAGAACUUCAAAUAUUUAAACUAUUAAAACUAUCCCGGCGUGGAAAUAGCGGCUAAAUAGCAACCGGGGGGGGGGGACCCAAAACUAACCUUCAUCAGCACAGAACACAAUGCCUUUGCUGAGGAUGCAGUAAUACGCUUCUGAAGUUGAGUACUAAUGCACACCAAAAUUAGGGACAAAAUAAAGCAUUUGCCACUGCAGUAUUCUUUUGCUUUCAUAAUGGUUCAGCGUCAUCAGACUGAAUUAUGUGAUGCCCCGAUGAUAUACCCAUCGCUCCUUGCUCUCUAACCAUCUCUGAAAUGUAACCCUUCAGUCAAUGCUGGGACAAAUUUCCACUGCACUUGUUGUGUGUCAACCACUGACAAUCACUGGGGGAAAACAUGUGUCCUAAAGUUAUUUAUUUAUAAUGUGGAAUGGUGUUCGGAGGAGAGAGGGAAAGGGUGGGAGCCAGCAUUCACGGGUUAUUUAUUGUCCACUGUUGGAAAUAUGUACAAAAAUAUAGACCAUUCAAUUAAAAACAAUUGGAACGUAAA